UAAAACCAGCCUAUUCUCUCGCAUUGUUCCCUUUUUUUUUUUUUCCUCAAGGAAGUGUAAGGGAAACCAAGGGGAAUUUUUACCCAUGAUUUCCAAGGCAAAGGUCACCGUCAAUGGCUGGCUGUUUCCAGAGGGCUCAGGUUUCUGGUCAGUAUGGAUUUUUUUUUUCCUUUUUUUCUUUUCUUUUUAAACUCAUGAACAAAAAGAGGUUGAUGAUGCCUUGCAAAGAUUUUUUUUUCCCCCCAGCUGCUUGAUGAGCUGAUUGUCGUUUGAAGUUUCCUGCGUUUUGGAGUCUCUCGGGCAGCAAUGAGAAUAGGUAGUAAGUGAUCCGUGUCUAUCUAAAACAACAUAGUUCUGAAAACAAACUCAGUUGUAGAAUUUUAAGGAAGGAGUGAGUGGGUGGUAAGUUCCGGGGGUGGAAAAGUGUUGGGUAAAUCUGCAGUUUGCUAAAAGUAGACAACCUGGAUUUUCUGUUGGCCAAUGGAUGCUAAAGAGCUUUUUGCCUCCCGUGGGUAAGUGAGACUCACAGAAAGGGUGCUUCUCGUUUCUUCCAUUAUUUAUAGUCCUGGGCUCCUCAACACUUGAAACUUGCAGCACAGAUACAGGACUCACAGAGUGGAAAGGAUGACUUGGCAGUACAUGCGUGAUGAGAGAUGAAGAAGUGCUGUCCAGAUGUGAAGUGUCGCCCUUAGAAAGAGAUAAAGCCAGUUGUCAGUAACUCAAAGGCCCGGAUAAAAGGGGCAGAACUAAAACCUUAAUAUUUGGUAUUUGAGCCGUCACAAUUUUUAGUGUGAGAAUUCAGCCAGAAACACGAAUAGAUUUUAUUGUGGACUUCAUAGUAUGGAAGAUAACCGUUUUUCGAUUCCAGGAGCUGCUGACUUAAUGCCAGUCCACGCGCUUAAGUGAGAGCUUUUUCAUGGUGAAAGGAGCAGCCCUCUUCUUACAACAGGGAAGCAGCCCUCAAGGCCAGCGGAGUCUUCAGCAUCCCCACAAGCAUGCAGGGGACCUGCCUCAGCACCUUCAAGUAAUGAUCAACCUUCUGCGUUGUGAAGAUCGAAUCAAGCUGGCUGUGCGCCUGGAGAGCGCCUGGGCAGAGCGGGUCCGCUACAUGGUGGUGGUGGACAGCAGUGGGCGCCAGGACACGGAGGAGAGCGUCCUGCUGGGAGUCGACUUUUCCAGUAAGGAAAGUAAAAACUGUACCAUCGGGAUGGUUCUCCGACUGUGGAGCGACACGAAGAUCCACCUUGACGGAGACGGUGGAUUCAGUGUCAGCACAGCAGGAAGGAUGCACGUCUUCAAGCCCGUGUCUGUCCAGGCCAUGUGGUCUGCCCUGCAGGUCCUCCACAAGGCCUGCGAGGUGGCACGCAGGCACAACUACUUCCCCGGGGGUGUGGCGCUGCUCUGGGCCUCCUACUACGAGAGCUGCAUCGGGUCCGAGCAGAGCUGCAUCAAUGAGUGGAACGCCAUGCAGGACCUGGAGUCCACGCGGCCCGACUCCCCCGCCCUGUUUGCGGACACGCCGACCGAAGGGGAGAGGACUGAGCGCCUCAUUAAGGCCAAACUCCGAAGCAUCAUGAUGAGUCAGGACCUGGAGAACGUGACGUCCAAGGAAAUCCGUAAUGAGUUAGAGAAACAGAUGAACUGUAACUUGAAAGAGUUCAAGGAGUUCAUAGACAACGAGAUGCUCCUUAUCUUGGGACAGAUGGACAAGCCCUCCCUCAUCUUCGACCAUCUUUAUCUCGGCUCUGAAUGGAAUGCAUCCAAUCUGGAGGAACUGCAGGGCUCAGGUGUUGACUACAUUUUAAACGUCACUAGAGAAAUAGAUAAUUUUUUCCCUGGCUUAUUUGCGUAUCAUAACAUCCGAGUCUAUGAUGAAGAGACCACAGACCUCCUCGCUCACUGGAAUGAGGCGUACCAUUUUAUAAACAAAGCAAAAAGGAACCACUCCAAGUGCCUGGUACAUUGCAAAAUGGGCGUCAGUCGCUCUGCUUCCACGGUCAUAGCCUACGCGAUGAAGGAAUUUGGCUGGCCCCUGGAGAAAGCCUACAACUACGUGAAGCAGAAACGCAGUAUCACACGCCCCAACGCGGGUUUUAUGAGGCAGCUGUCUGAGUAUGAAGGCAUCUUGGACGCCAGCAAACAAAGGCACAACAAGCUGUGGCGCCAGCAGACCGACAGCUGCCUCCAGCAGCCUGUGGAUGACCCUGCGGAGCCUGGGGACCUCCCGCCGGAGACCCUGGACGGCACCCCGGAGGCCGAGCUGCCCUGCUUGGAUGACGCCGCCCCGCCUGGGUUCCCAGGCAGCGGGGCCCCCGGGGGACCCGCUCUCCCCUGCUGUUUCCGGCGACUCUCAGACCCCCUGCUGCAUUCCCCCAGUGAUGAGACAGGCGGCGUGGUCCACCUGGAGGAUCUGGAGAGGGACGCUCUGCUGGAGGAAGCCGCUCAGCCAGCAGAGGCGUGCAAGCCAGCCAGACACCCCCAGGAAGGCCCUGGACUCUGCGAGAAGGAAGUGAAGAAGAAACUAGAGUUUGGGAGCCCCCAAGCCCAGUGCGGCUCGUCGCCGCAGGUGGAGGAGAUGGAAAGGGAGGAGGCCUCGGGAGCAGGGAGGUGGGGGCAGCCCGAAACCCAGCUCGAUAACCUGCUCAACCAGGAAAACCUAAAUAACAACAACAGCAAGAGGAGCUGCCCGGAAGACUUCGAGCAUGAUGCGAUCUUUGGGAUCCUUAACAAAGUGAAGCCUUCCUACAAAUCCUGCGCUGACUGCAUGUACCCGGCAGCCAGCGGGACUCCUGAGGCCUUCGGGGAGCGAUGCAAGAACCCCGGUGCUCCUGCCAUCUGCACCCAGCCCACCUUCCUGCCCCACCUCACGUCAUCCCCCAUGGCCCACGUGGCCAGCAGGUCUCGAGCUUUGGAGAAACUGGCCUCUGGCUCAGCCGAAACCCCCCCUUUCCUGCCACCAGCAGGCUUGAGGAGGCCAGACACUGGUGGCCCUGAGGUUGGGGCUGCCCCAGAGCUACCAGCCAUUCUUUUAGAACCUUCCAGAGAGACUCACAAAGUCCUACCAAAGUCCCUCCUUUUGAAGAAUUCUCACUGUGAUAAGAACCCUCCCAGCAUGGAAGUAGCAAAGGACGACUCUCCACCCAAGAAGGAUCUGAAGCCGGCCAAGGACCUGCGGCUCCUGUUCAGUAAAGAAGCCGAGAAACCGACACCCAACAGCUACUUGAUGCAGCACCAGGAAUCCAUCAUCCAGCUGCAGAAGGCGGGCUUGGUCCGCAAGCACACCAAAGAGCUCGAAAGGCUGAAGGGCACGCCCGCUGACCCGGCGGCCCCCUGCAGGGACAGCCCCACCGGCAGGCUGGAGGCCAGCAUCCCUGAGGAGAACCAGGACCCGGCUCUGCCCGGCCAAGCCCGGGACAACGAGAAGCCUGAGGCCGGGCCCCCUCCGUCGGAAGGAGCCCCCCUGAAGAGCCCCCUGCCCUUCCUCUGCCGCCCAGACCACACCAGUCACUUCUCAAAAGACUUCCUGAAGACCAUCUGCUACACCCCCACCUCAUCCUCCAUGAGCUCAAACCUGACCCGGAGCUCGAGCAGCGACAGCAUCCACAGCGUCCGCGGGAAACCCGGGCUGGUGAAGCAGCGCACGCAGGAGAUCGAGACGCGGCUCCGGCUGGCGGGCCUCACCGUCUCGUCCCCGCUCAAGCGCUCGCACUCCCUUGCCAAGCUCGGGAGCCUCAACUUCUCGACGGAGGACCUGGCCAGCGAGGCCGACGUGUCCACCGUGGCCGACUCCCAGGAUGCCAGGUUGAGUGAGUCUUCCUUUUUGCAUGAGCCCCUGGCGGCCCCCAGGACCCCAGCUGCAACCUCUAAACCGUCAGGGAAAUCUGCCCCAGAAAACUUGAAAAGCCCUUCGUGGAUGAGCAGAAGCUGACCCGCCUGUGGCUGCGUUGGGACUUCUGUGACCCCUCCCUUAGUUUCACUGUGGAUUUUGGUCCACUCCUUCCGUCUUGAUUUCCUUUAAACAGUUGGCGUUGUCCUCACUUUUCCUUCCCUCUUGCUGCAAAGGAGGGGAGAAGAAGAAACAAAAACACCUAACAUACAGCACAAGAAGAAAGGAGAGCGUCGGUUUUGUGGCCUGGGAGAACCAGCAGCUGUCGGCCAGUAGACUCUGACCCCAGAUCGGGUGUUUCCAAGAAGACUCAUGUUUGAAGAAGAGCAAAUAUACAGAGAAGCCCACACAUCAAAAAUCCUCCAUGCACAGCCUGCAAAAGAAGAGCUGUGGUGUUGGCAUCACCACCAUGGCGCAUGUCCUCGCUCCUUCAGGCCCUCAUGGGAAAACUCAUGGAUGGCAGUAGAAGUCCUACCUCUGAUCCUGCUGUGCUUUUUUACUUUUAAAAAUCUGAUAAUGACCAAGGCUCAUCCCGGGGAAAAAUGCUGUGUCAGAAAAGGUUUUUCCAAAAGAGAACUUUUUGUUGCUGUUGUUGUCAGGACCCCAAAAAGCAUUAAGACUUUUAAGUCACGUGCACCAAACACUGCUAGUUAAAGUGACAUGAAGGCACAAGUGCUGUUGUCAGACCAGCUCCAGGGUGGGUGGAGGUCCUCUGAGCAGUUGACUUCCCUGUCCUGGCGUGUUGUCACAGUUGAGUGAUGUGUGUCUGGCCAGCCCUGGGGUGAGGUGAGGGGAAAUGUUUUUGGGGUCGUCAGUUGUUGCUAAAGGUCAGUCUUCAAUUAUCCCCCAUCUGGGGAGAAGGACCCACAAAGUAUCGUUGAGUCUUACCUGCUGCGGAACCCAGUGCGGUCCUGUUGAGGUUUUGAAGACACUCGAGUGUCUGGUGGAGCCAGGGGUCCUGAGACAUGGCUUGCCCUGCCAGGAGCCCCGGCAGUCAGGUUCAUUAGGUCACAUGUACUCAUGUUUGGGGAGGAAAAGGAGAUUUCAGCAAUGAGAAAAGCUCAGUCACUCUCAAGGAACAACUCAGUAGCAGCUUCUCUGAGAAGUGGGACUGGUGGAAAGCUUUGCAGAUGUUUAAAGUCUCCCCUUCCUGCAGUGAGAACACUGCUUUCUGUGGCUCUUUGCAGCAGGCAGGACGGCGCACGGUCUUACUUGGCUCUGGGGAUAGUCCCUCUAAGGAUCUUGAGUGGAGGGACUCCUCUGAUGUUGGCUGGCAAGACAGGAUGUUAAAAUAUUUUGGAGAGAGAGAAGAGGUUGGUUAGGUUUAAUUCAGGGGUCCGCAAACCAUGGUGUAUAUAUGGCCCCGUGAGCUAAGAUUGUUUUUUACAUUUUUAAGGGGUUAUCAAAAAAUUAACAAAUAGGCAACAGAGACCGUGUAGCCUGCAAAGCCUAAGCUACUUUACAAUUAGGCCCUUUAUAGAAAACCUCUGCUGAGCCCUGGGUUUACUUGAUAACACAGGGCUGCCCAAGGCCUUCCAGGAAGAAACUGGUUGAGUUGGAAGGCCUCCGUGCCUCUUUGACACCUCAGGCCAAAUGCUUCCCUCCUCCCCACCCAGUCCUUGCCAGCCCAGCCCCAGCACCUCUCCUGGGAAGGGCGGCAGGGGCUGCUGUGCACAUGGAGCGGCCCUGCUGGCUGGAGCUUUCCCACAGGUGUAGCUUGCCCUCAUAUGGGCCUACCAGAUUAUUUCAGUGAAACGAGAAAUCCUUCAAGGGCCGGCCAAAUUUUGAAAGUGGGUAAAUGAGUCUCUAUCUUAACAGUCAGAACGGGGACCCCCAAGAGUAGCCCAGGCAGGGUCUUUAGGAACAAGGCUAGUCUGUGUUUUAACUAGUGGGUAGUUUUUUUGCCAAAACCCUCUCUCCGGAAACUUUUCCUGCCUUAUUUUUUUUUUAAAGUUGGUGUUAUUUUACCCUGCAGGAAUUUGUUUUCCCACCUCUGUGAAUUGCAAUCACCUUAAAAGGUGAUGAUCCACUUAUUGCGGAAAACCCAGUUGGGUUUCCUCCUCUCUCUCAGCCAACAAGAGCGCAGUCUCAAAAAUAUAUAUCAGGUUCGGUGUUUUGCCAAAUUAAAUUUCAUGUGGUAGAUCAGUUCUUGUGUCAAAAUAAUCCUUUAGAUUUGAUGAUGACAGGCUUAUGUUGGUUUUUUAAACCUUGACUGGGUAUGAUAUAUAUUUGAAGACCUUAAUUUUGAAAGCCAUAAUUUUUCUUAUCCAGUUAAAGGGCGGGAGGAGGAUUAGGGAUACCAUUGGGUCGUUGGCGUUUGGCAAAGUUGUGCAUUCAUUGUCAGAAGCUAGUCUAUCAGCAUCUAAACAGACCAGGACCAGGUCCCCAUCAUCAGAGCAAAGUGAAGCUUUCUUGAUGGAUAACACGCUAGCCUGGAGAAGAGUAUGAAGGUUUUGCUCUGAGACCCAGAUCAGUGGCAUAUAAACAUGUGGCAGAUUGCUAUUUUAAAUGUUGUAUACUAACAAGACAAGAGAUUGUACCAGGCUUGGGGACACCUUGGCAAAGACAUACUCAUACUGGUCUCUGAAAAGAAAGCUUGCAUCAUAAGCUAUGCCACAUCUUGACCAAUGCUUUGUAAGCUUAGCAGAUGGGGGAAAUUCCAAAUGUGAGCGGUAAGGGUUGAUGCUGUGAAAGUCAUUGACUUUGAUGACUGCCAUCUUCUUGGAAUGCCUUUGUCGAACUAGGCGAGAACAGAAAUUUUCUAAAUCAGCCCGAUACCCUGUGAGUUCGGCCGCACUUCCUCUUCCACCUCGCCUUUCCCUCACUUUCACUCUCAUUCACAUGGCAUGCCAAAGUUAGAGCGAACUUGUCUAGGUCUUCCUCUUGCAUUAACACAGGGAGGUCUUCUUGUCGCGUCCUGUUGAAUCGAAGAGGGGAAGUGGUCACAGAGAGAGGGGAAACCAUGCUGCCCUCUGAUCAGAACUUGACCUUGCCGAUUUCCAUGUCUUUGUCUCGUAGCUACUUCAGGGCCUUGGAGCAGUGUGCAUCACUGCAUGAACUUAUUGAGCACAAGGUUCUUGCCCUCGGGCUCCCCUGCCUCCUUGGUCUCAGGGUGGGCACGAGUGCCAACCUCCUGGCUGCCAGGCAGCUCUCUGCUGGGUGGGGGCACCUGGCGCAUCAGGCGAGCAGACUACUCGGUCCAACUCCUUUCUGCUCCACCCCACCCUCUCCAGCUACAAAGCAUUCCAGCCCUUUCUAAAGCCUUUUCCCUCUUGGAUAAGCCCAGAGGAUGCCUGGGAUGGAGCCAAAGCGGCCAUAGAAUUCACAUCGUUGGGACAACCCUGUACGUCAGCGGUGCACGCAGGCCCCGUCCCAGGAGGCCGGUGGGGCCCCUGCUGCCGAGUGAGAGGAGACG
Messenger RNA from Hippopotamus amphibius kiboko, 7301 nucleotides. RefSeq names its product slingshot protein phosphatase 1 (gene SSH1). NCBI's taxonomy places the organism in Eukaryota, Metazoa, Chordata, Mammalia, Artiodactyla, Hippopotamidae. The transcript is spliced from 14 exons. The record is from RefSeq and is a predicted model, not a curated record. Gene Ontology annotation, molecular function: actin binding; protein tyrosine/serine/threonine phosphatase activity. Gene Ontology annotation, biological process: negative regulation of actin filament polymerization; actin cytoskeleton organization; protein dephosphorylation. Bases 917 to 3928 code for a protein of 1003 amino acids. Gene Ontology annotation, cellular component: cytoplasm.